Molecule: messenger RNA, 1041 nt
Organism: Hydatigera taeniaeformis
Lineage: Eukaryota; Metazoa; Platyhelminthes; Cestoda; Cyclophyllidea; Taeniidae
Source: the annotation of a GenBank genome assembly
AUGCACUCAUCUUCAGCCAAGAUGAGGCUCCUCGCCUUGGAGUGUCGACCUGAAUUCAAUGAAGUUCAUAAAGCUUACACUAUAAGCUUGAACAUCGUUGCCACUGGAGUCUUCACAAUUCUGUAUUCCUUAUUUGCUGGACAACCGUUGGGAAGCAUUGGCCUCUCAGGACCUGGUUUUUAUCUCGAAACCGUUAUUGCACUCUUUGCCAGCUUACUGGGACUAGACUACUGGGUGUAUCGGUUUUGGGCAGGAAUCUACAUGAUUGCGUGGGGCAUUAUCUUAAUUGGAAUGAAUCUUUCGUCCAUGGUCCUCUAUGCCAGACGUUCUCUGGAGGAAAUAUUCAGUGCAUUCAUUUCACUCUUCCUUAUCAUAAAAUCAAUCCUAUUCCUGUUUCGGGCUAUACCUGGAACAGUAUAUAAUGCAACUGACCACACUGACAUUGUCCAAAUGAACGAAGCGCUCUCAAGCUCACAAAUUGCGUCAAAGGCAGCUCUUCAACUCUUUCUGGCAUUGACCAUGCUGGUGUUUUCACUUCUCAUCAACAAACUGAAAAGAGGCCACCUCUUUCGGCGUACGUUCCGCUACUGGAUCGGAGCGUUCAAUGUGCCUCUGGGAAUCCUGUUUGUCACUGUCCUUACCUACAUCUUCUUCUCAACCUAUCCUAUCAUAAAAUUGGGCGUUCCACCGGCAUCGGAGGCUGAUCCUAAAGCCUGGAUCAACCUUGUCCAGUUCUCUGAGUUGACCACUAUCGGUAACUAUCCCGCUCUCGUUCAUGUCACAGCACUGAUUGUUGGCUUCUUCUAUUGUCUAUUGGUAUUCACGGAAAUUGCCCUCAAUAGUGUUACGGCGUUGAAACCGAAGGCGAAGAAGCCGAGUCCCUUUGUGAUGGACCACGUGUUGACAAAUGUGAUCUUUCCCCUCAUUUCCUGCAUUCUCGGUUGGCCUUUUAUGUCGGGUGUCCCGGUGCGCACAAUUGCCAACACAAUGGCCCUCGUCAAAGUGGACCCACACCCUCCUCCGGGUAAACCUGCCGAGUGA